AUGUCGUUCACAUCCGAAGCGGAUCUGCCUUGUCCUCCUGAGACACUUAUAGACCCCCCUCCUGAUGAGGAAGAUACAGUUAUCCCUCCCGCAUGGAGUCAUUAUCCGGAGCUAUUGCCGGAGAACUUGGUCUCUCCUGGACCAGGACACUUGGGCAGCGCAGUGCUUAUGAGUCAUGUUUGCCAGCGUUGGCGGCAACUUGCUCUCGACCAUGCUACCUUGUGGGCGCAUACAAUCGGGCUACUCCCCAAACAGGUCGAGAUCAUGGUGUCUCGUAGCAAAACGUCUGACCUGCAUGUCAUGCUUUAUGGGGCAUGCGACCGACCUGACCCCGAUCUGGUGCUUGAGUACUUCAGGCGUAACCCACAAGCCUCGAGCCGCAUACGCACUCUCAUCUGGGUCGACGCUCGUAUCAGUCACUUCCGUGACAACUAUUGCAGCCCAGGCGCGUCCGGUCUGCUCACCCAGUGUGACCUGAGUGGCUUAGUUGAUCUGACGGUCUUCGCCCGUGAGACCUUUCGUUUCGAGGACACUCCUAUCGAUCCCGAGUGGGGAUCCACCCAUUUCAUUCACAUCGAUCUUCCUGCAUUAAAAUCGGCCAGCAUACACGACACCGUCUUCGCAUUUCACAACGCGCGAAAUCUCACGACACUCUCUCUACAAAUGCUGGACGAACUAGACCGCGAUGACCCGUUCGGGAACCUUUUCUUUAAUCUUGGCCAACUUCUUUGCUGCCUGAACAUGUAUAAGGACACCCUUGAGUCCUUGGAGUUGAGCAGUGUGCGCUACACUGUCUUCAGGCCGUUCGUAUACGAUGUGAUUGCUGCGGCUUUCGAAUCGGUCGAUGAAGCCAUCAUUCAGUUCUCUCGCCUUAGCAAGCUUGUCGUUCGCGAUGAGUUUUGGCAGCCAGAGUAUCUCUCCUCUGACGAUGAGGGGAUAGAAGAUCAACCAUACGCCGAACCCAUACCGCUCAUAUAUGCGUCGGCUUCUCCGCUCGCCAUCUUCUUCUCUUUCCUCUCUUAUCCAAAGACUGCCGAUGUCACUCUCCACGUCGUAUGUGAAUCUGAAGGAUCAGCUGAGACUAUGCACAAGGUCAUCCCGACGUUAUACGGUGCUGGGACACCAUACUGCGAUGCAUCGCGCGUUCUUUUCAGGCCGGAUCUUGACGAGAUUUGGAUAGCCUUCUACAGUCUUCCUGAAGAGAUCCGUCUCACUUAUCCAGAGGUCGAUGACAUUGAGGUUGUUGACCCAUGGCUUGAUACGGUUUUUGGCCUAUUUGUGCCGGAACACGACACCCUGACGCAUAACCGUCGUCCCUCCCUAUCAGUCAUGAUUUCCUAUGGCGACUUCCCACACCCUCCAGAUAUUGUCAAAACACUUCUUGGAGAUGAUGUGGAUCUUGCAGCACUCGCUGUGCGGAGUGCAAAUGAGGACGAUUACUCCCAGCUGCAACAGUUCAUCGAUUCUACAGCCAACCCGGGCUUCACUCGCUGGGAGCCGUUGGCAGGAGCCAUGGGAGAGAGUACAGGCGACACCGUAGUGGCAGCCGGUGCUGGAGUUGAUGGAGGCAGAGAAGAAAGGAUGGAGAGGGUGAGCAAUUAG
Molecule: messenger RNA, 1602 nt
Organism: Peniophora sp. CBMAI 1063
Lineage: Eukaryota; Fungi; Basidiomycota; Agaricomycetes; Russulales; Peniophoraceae
Source: the annotation of a GenBank genome assembly